AUGAGUGACCAAUUAGACUUAAUAAUUGGUCAAUUACAAGAAGAAGUUGAACAAUUUACGGCGGAUCUUGCACGUGAUGAUUCAGAAAGCAAUAAAAUAACGGAAAAGAAUACUGAUUUAGACAUUGAAUAUUUUCAAGAAGAACUUUCUAAAAUUAGUUUAUCUUUAAAAUUAAAACGUUCUCCCACAAAUCAAUCUACAAUAUCCACCACAAAUAAAUCCUCAGCAACAGCUGAAACGACAUUACCACCACAACGACAAUCACUGAAUCAUAAUAACAAUUCUGUCUCGUUUUCAAAAUAUAAUUAUCGAAUCCCUUCUGCUAUUAAAAAUAAUAAUCCAAAUUAUAAUUCAAAUUAUAAUCCAAAUAAUAAUACAAAUAAUAAUCCAAAUUAUAAUUCAAAUUACAAUCCAAAUAAUAAUACAAAUAAUAAUCCAAAUCAUAGUCCAAAUAAUAAUCCAAAUUAUAAUCCAAAUAAUAAUCCAAAUAAUUAUAAUAAUUCAGUUGAUAAUUUAUCUUAUGAAAGAAUGGAAAAAAUGCGUUCAGCGCAUACGGGUAUCGUGAAAACCAUAAAAUCAUCAAAAUCUACUUCCAAUUUAAGAUCCUCAAAAUCUACUUCAAAUCUUAAUUUGAUUCGAACUAAAUUAAGAAGUCCAAAUGCGUUUUCUCCUACCUCUAGUAAUAAUUCGCCUUCCACUCCUUUCACCACAGGUUCAUUAUUAUAUCAAGAAUCACCAAAAACUAAACAUCGAAUUCCAACGAGUCAUGGAUAUGGAAAAGACCGAAGAAAUGUUGAUCGUUCACAAGUGAAUAAUAUAAAAUCUCGUGAAAAAUCAAUUAAACAAAAAGGUGAUACAAAUAAGGACACUGCAAAUACCCCUAUUACUAAGUCGGGAAGAAUGCGUGGUGAAAGAAAUAAAGAUGUUAUUGAUAGUGAUGACGAUCGACCUCUUGCCCUUUCUAGUUCACCACCACCCGAAAUUCAUAGAGAAAAUAGUUAUAGUAAUCGACAUCGAGAUAUUGAAAGAGUACCACGUGAAAAAGAAUUAGAAAAUGAAAGAAUAGGAAGAGGAAGAGGAAGUUUAAAAUAUCAAGAAUCAGAUGAUACCCCAGAAUUAGUUCCUGAAAGGAAAUCAUCACGUAGGGUGAGAGACAAAAAGAUUCCAGAGGAAAAUAGGCCGUCACGGGAAAAAGCACGAGAGGACAGAAAACUUAAAGAGAGAAAUAAUCCUGAUGAUAAUAAAUCUAAAGAUAAAAAUAUAAUGGAAGAUAAUAAAUCAAAAGAAAGAAUUCCUCCGGAAGAAAAAUCAUCAAAAGAAAGUUCAGAAGAAAAAAUAAUAAAAGAAAGAGAUAAAGAAUAUGAAAAGCUAAUAAUGGAAAAAGAAAAUAAUAAUGUUUCACGAGAAAAUGAGGAAGAACGAGGGAGAGGUAGGAGUCAAAAUGUUUCGCGAGAAAAUGAGGAAGAACGAGGGAGAGGUAGAAGUCAAAAUGCUAAAGAACGAGAUCAUAGUAGAGGCCGAAGUAAAUCAUUAACUCGUGGAAAAUCGAGGACUCGAGAAAGGGAACACGAAGAUAAAACUAAAUCUAAUAAAGAAUUUGAAUUAUUAAUGGGAAAUACUACAUUAGUUAGACGUGAAACGACAAAACAACCUGAACCACCAAUUUCUGAAGUUAUGACCAUAACUGAUGCAGAUGCUUGGACAUUAUUCGAAAUUAUUCCUGAUUUGGCAUUGGAACGUCCAUUAAGAGAUUGGGAAUUGGUAUCAAAAGUAAUUGGGACAUGGGAAUUAGAUAAAAAAAAUACUUUAUUAUUGAAGAAAUUUGCUUACAGAAAUACUCUUACACUGAAGAACUUUAAUGACAUUGUUCCUGCUAUGUACGGUGUUUUACAUCUUCUUGAAACAAAGAAAAACAAAUGGCAAAAACGUUGGUUCCAUAUAAAAGAUGGAUCUUUAUAUCAUAGUAAAGAUUUAAAAGGAAAGGAUGAUACACUCCUUUGUUCACUUGCAAAUUUUGAUAUUUAUACAGUUACAAAACCCAUUAAAAAAUGUCCGACCAAAUUUCAAUUUGCUGUAAAAUCUCAAAACAAAGUUACUAUGUUUGUAAAUGAAAAUGAUUAUGUUCGAUUCUUGAGUGCUGAAAGUUUAGAUAAAAUGAAUGAGUGGGUUUCAUGUAUUAGAAUAGCAAAAAAUCUUAUAAUGCGUCAAGAAAGACCAGAAUUAUUUAUUGGAAUACCUGAAAAGAAUGACAAGCCAGUAACAAUUAAUCUUAAUGCACCAUUAACUAAUGUCUUACCUGUAGCUGUUUCAGAUACUUCAUCUUUGUUGACUGAAAUAACAUUUGAAUUGGCGGCUCUUUCCACUAGUGAAGGUCCAGGAAUCGAUAAAACACAAGAAAGCGGUCAUGCACAUAGUAAAUCGUUAGGAUUAGGAUUUGGAGACUCUUUUGGUGAUUUAGUGCUACCUUCAUCACCUUUACCAAAUAAUAAUAACAAAGAAUCAUCUGGUCCAUUUAAAGGUGGUUCUUUAUUAGAUAAGAGUCCACCUAUAAAACCAAUUGAAGUUGAGACUGAAAUAUUUGCUAAAGGUUCAUUGUUGGCAUCAAACGAAGUUUUAUUUGAACAAGCCAAAGAACGAGAAAAAAUUCGUAGAGCCAUGAAUGGAUUUGGAAUUAUAAAAGAUCCAAAUUCUGCAACAUUAGUACAAAUUGAUAAUUCAGAAUUAUUUCACAAAGGUUCCUUACUUAAUAAGAAUCGGGAAAUAAUUGAAAAUAAUAAUUUACAAACUCAAGGUCACCUAAUUCAAAUGGAUGAAGGAGUUCGUUUUCAUAAAGGUUCAUUAUUAGCGAAAAGUAAUGAAUCCUUAGAUUACGAAGGAAAUGAUAAAAGAUUAAAUAAAAAAUCACCGGGGGGACCACUAUUAUCAAUUGAUACACCACCAAUAAUAAAUAAUUCGCGUAAUACUUCGCCACGACUUUUAUCACCCGUUGCUGGUAAUGGAAGAACUUUAGUUGAUAUCAAUAUGAAAACGGAUGCUCAACAUACGAUGGAAUUAAGAAAUGCAAAUUAUCAACCAUUAUUAAGUUUUUUACCAUCGGAAAGAACGGAAAAUGAAAAUGACAAUUAA
Messenger RNA from Diversispora eburnea, 3126 nucleotides. Lineage: Eukaryota; Fungi; Glomeromycota; Glomeromycetes; Diversisporales; Diversisporaceae. The record is from the annotation of a GenBank genome assembly.